Messenger RNA from Saccharomycodes ludwigii, 1449 nucleotides. It is a transcript of the gene NUF2, whose product is annotated as kinetochore-associated Ndc80 complex subunit NUF2. Gene Ontology annotation, cellular component: kinetochore; Ndc80 complex. Gene Ontology annotation, biological process: kinetochore organization; attachment of mitotic spindle microtubules to kinetochore; meiotic chromosome segregation. The transcript has a single exon. Lineage: Eukaryota; Fungi; Ascomycota; Saccharomycetes; Saccharomycodales; Saccharomycodaceae. Bases 1 to 1449 code for a protein of 482 amino acids. The record is from RefSeq and is a predicted model, not a curated record. Gene Ontology annotation, molecular function: protein-containing complex binding.
AUGAACCAUUAUCAAGCAAAAAACUACCAAAGUUCUAGAUCGACUAAAACACCAGCCACAACUGCAGCAUCAUCCUUAAAAGGUCCUAACACAUACACCACUGAUGUCUUCCCUAUAUUGAGUCUAGAUGAAUUAGUAACUUGUUUGCAAAGCUGUGAUUUCUCAAUAGCUACAAAAGCUUCUUUAUCCAAACCAACAUCAGCAUUUAUAAUAACAUUGUACAAACAAAUUAUUGAUAGUUUUAUGGGGGUUUCCCCAGAUGAUUUAAUCAACGAUUUAAGAAGAAAAGAACGAGGUGAUGGCGAUAGUACCAGUAAUGUCAAUAAUAACAAUAUUAAUUAUGAAACAAUACACACUUUAGUUUUAAAUAAGAUCUGCUAUAAAUUUUUCCAAGAUAUAGGUGUAUUGGAUUUCAAUAUAAUGGACUUAUACAAACCAGAGGUUUUCAGGACAAUAAGACUAUUGAGUGCAGUUAUUAAUUAUGCUAGAUUUAGAGAAGAAAGAAUGUAUGAUUGUGACAAGUUUAUUGCCACUACUGAAUAUUUAUUGGAGCAAUUAAAACAGAAAUUUGACGAAAGAAACUCCAUAGUAAAUCAGUUGGGAAAAUAUAAAGAAUGGGAUUUUGAUAAUGUUGGUAUGCAGCUAGAAAAAUUAGAAACAGAUAAUAAAAACGUUGAACAAAAUUUGCGAAAGUUGGUGACCACGCAGGAGACUUUGACUAUAGAUUAUGAUAAUUAUAGAUCAGUCAAGCAGAAGCUGUUAAUUGAAUUAGAGCAGUUAAGUUUCCAAGAAAUUGAACUGGAAAGCGAAAGAGAUAAAUUAAUUAAAUAUAGUAAGAUGGAUAUAGGAGGUAUGGACAAUGUGAUUAAGGACUUACAGAAUCAACUAGACGAAAAGAAGAAAACAUUAACUUCUUUGGAGCACAAACAGCAUGAUUUAUAUCUUGCCAUUGAAAAAUUUCAAAAGUGUUAUAACGACCUAACUCAGUUGCUGAAUUAUAUUAUAAGGGACAUCCAAGAAACGCAUAUUAAAGAGGUUGAAUUGAAAGAAUUAAAACAACAAAACGAGUUAACAGAGAAUAAAUUAAAAAAUAUUUUGGAUACAAAUAUCUUGAUGAAAAUAAACAUAUUAAAAUCACAAUUGGAACAACAAGAAUCUAGUUGGCAGGAACUCCGUAUAAACAUGGAACAGAAAUCAAGUGAAAAUGAUGAAAGAAUAACGGAUUUACAAAAACAAUACAAGGAAGAAGUUAUACCGAGAGUGGAAAAACAAAAGAAAUUUGUUACAGAUGAAUUGAUUAAUGGGAAAUUACGUGAGUUAAAUUCCGAGUUUGAUAAUAUUAAACAAAGUUUCCAAUCGGAAAUUAUGGAAUUGGAAAGGGAAUAUUCAAGGUUGGCCCAGUAUCUAAAUCAGUACAUACAAAAUGUGGUUAAUGAAUUAGGAGAUUAG